Messenger RNA from Odocoileus virginianus texanus, 1588 nucleotides. RefSeq names its product HtrA serine peptidase 4 (gene HTRA4). Gene Ontology annotation, biological process: proteolysis; programmed cell death; positive regulation of apoptotic process. NCBI's taxonomy places the organism in Eukaryota, Metazoa, Chordata, Mammalia, Artiodactyla, Cervidae. The record is from RefSeq and is a predicted model, not a curated record. Gene Ontology annotation, molecular function: protein binding; serine-type endopeptidase activity. Gene Ontology annotation, cellular component: extracellular region.
AUGACCAGACCCCUGCGGCGGCCUGCCGGGCUCGGACCGUUCGUCCUGCUGUGGCUGCUGCUGCCCACGCCAACUGGGCGCGGGGUCCAGGCCGGGCGGGCCUGGCCCGUGCCGCCCUGCCCCGCGGCCUGCGAACACCGCCCUUUGGGCACCUGCGGCUGCCCGGCGGCGGGAGCGACCGUGUGCGGCAGCGACGGGCGGACCUAUCCCAGCCUGUGUGCGCUCCGCGCCGAGAACCGCGCCGCGCGCCUCCGUGGCGCGCUCCCGGCAGUGCCGGUGCAGAAGGGGGGCUGUGGGGACCCAGGGACCGGAAGCGCAGGCUGGCUCAGGAGCAAGUUCAACUUCAUCGCCUCGGUGGUUGAGAAGGUGGCCCCGUCCGUGGUUCAUUUACAGCUGUUUCGCAGGUCGCCUCUCGGCAGUGAGGAUGUUCCUGCAUCCAGUGCCUCUGGCUUCAUAGUGUCUGAGGAUGGGCUCAUUGUUACUAACGCCCACGUCCUCACUAACCAGCAGCGGAUCCAGGUGGAGCUGCAAAGUGGGGUCCAGUAUGAAGCCACCGUCAAGGACAUUGACCAUAAACUGGAUCUUGCCCUAAUUAAGAUUGAGCCAAAUACUGACCUCCCUGUAUUGCUGCUGGCAAAGUCAUCUGACCUGCGAGCUGGAGAGUUCGUGGUGGCCUUGGGGAGCCCGUUUUCACUGCAGAACACGGUGACGGCAGGAAUUGUCAGCACCACCCAGCGAGGGGGCAAAGAGCUUGGGCUUAAGGAUUCGGACAUGGAUUAUAUCCAGACGGAUGCCAUUAUUAAUCACGGGAAUUCUGGGGGGCCUCUAGUGAACUUGGAUGGUGAUGUGAUUGGCAUAAACACGCUGAAGGUGACUGCAGGAAUCUCCUUUGCAAUUCCCUCGGAUCGCAUUAGGCAGUUCUUGGCCGAAUUCCAUGAGCGCCAGUUGAAAGGAAAGGCUCUCUCACAGAAGAAAUAUCUGGGUCUGCGCAUGCUACCCCUCACGAUGAACCUGCUUCAAGAAAUGAAAAGGCAAGAUCCAGAAUUCCCUGACGUGACUUCUGGGGUUUUUGUACAUGAGGUGAUUCAAGGAACAGCUGCUGAAAGCUCUGGGUUGAAAGACCAUGAUGUAAUUGUCAGCAUAAACGGACUGCCUGUCACCACGACAACUGAUGUGGUUGAAGCUGUUAAGGCCAAUGAUUCACUUUCCCUCCUGGUUCGUCGCAAAAGCCAAACUUUGAUUCUGACAGUUACACCUGAGAUAAUCAAUUAAGAGCCUUGCUUUAAAGAUAAAUUAUCUAACAAAACCAAAGCCACGUUACCUGGUUUGUAUUGAAGAUGUGCCAGUGAUGGCAAGGGGUUUUAGGAUCUCCUUCUUUUAAAGAAAAAUGUGUGCUUUAGAACGCACAUACACACAUUCCAGAACCAUCAGGUUGGGGGUGUUAGAACUGCUGCUAAGGAGCCUAAGGCAAGAUGGACAUGGUGCCAGGAAGUCUGGGGAGCUGAUAACUUUUUAUUUAAAGACAGGAAACAACUGAGUAUAGGAAGUUUCUAAUUUAUCCUUGAUGGAAGGACACUUUAGUACUGUA